GUUGGUUGCACAGUGCAAAUGGGGCUCGGGUGAAUGCAGCAGUUAAAGCUUGACGACACACGAUAGCGCGGGACAGUGCCGACCGGUAGUGCCAAUAUUGGGCUCCAAUCAAUCCGUCUUCGUUGGGCCAGGUUGGUGGUUCGUUCUUGUAUCGGAUCGAUCGGUCAGUAGCUAAGGUAGCUAAGUGAGUUCAGAGAGAGACAGUGCUAUGUUAAGUGUGAAACAGAUCGUUUUGAACUGUUUUGUGUUAGUUUGGUUGCAUUGAAAUCAUUCAAAUACGAGCGAUGCUCCUCGGAGAAGAUCUGUGAGAAGUUACUUAGGUCUUAACGUGUGCCUCUCUUAAAAGUGCCAAACAGACUUGGCAAUAACCAGUGCCAGAACAGACAGCAUGAGCCAAGGAGCUAACGGAUUACCCGCCGGCCAACCAUCGGCAACGCCAUACUAUCCCUACACGGGCCUACACGCCCCGGACGAGGGUUACGAUGCAAACUUUCACAUCUUCCCACCGGACUACUAUGCACCGGAGUGUGAUUAUCGCUCGGACAUCCUGGAUAGUAUGCGCAUGGCUCCAUCACAGCGCUCGCAACGGUUUCACAUCAGCAACAUCCUCGAGCUGAACAAUCAGCAGCAUCAGCACCAGGAUCAACCCGCCAGCAAAGACCAACCGUCCGCUGCCAGCCUAUCCUCCUCGACCGUACUGCAACCUCACGCGCCCCAUCCGUCCGCAUAUCCCUUCACAAUCGCCGAGCUUGAGUCGCAACAGCAUGCCACCCAACCAUCGCUUGAUGUUACCGCACCCACGAGCUACCCGGACGAUCAAUCUGCUGCCCUACCGUACGGUACAAUGUCCUCGCAGACCGCUUCCUGCUUGCCACUGCAGCCCGUCCUUAAUCCAUCCGCGAUUGGCACUGGGAUACCGUACGAUCCGCCACCGUACUAUUCCUAUUCGCACCAUGCCCAUCAUCUCUUUGGAGGAGGUAGUGCAGCAUUGGGGUCGUCCGGCGUGGUAUCGGAACCGCCCCGAUCGUCCUAUACCUAUGGUGGCGUUAAUUUAGAUUAUGUUCCAUCAGUUAUUCAACACAGCACACCGAGCGAGACAGCAGCAAACAGUAGCAAUCAGCAGCUCAGUCCAGAUAGUACCUCGCCCGGGCCGGAACUUUACUCCCUUGCCAGCUACAGCAACAUUCCGCGCGUUGUCAACGAAGCGUCCGAUCGGUUGGUAGCGCUCGAGUCCGACGGUCCUUCGCUCGAUCCAGAAUGUUCUGUCGACACGAACAACAACAACAACAACCAUCACACCCCAGACGACACCCCGGACGAUCUGGACUCACCGGGUCCGAGGGCCAGCCGGUCGGGAGGACACCGUGGAGAGUCGGGCUGCGGCACCGGAGGUGGCCACAAGAAGCGAAAGCGACGCAUUCUCUUCUCCAAGUCGCAAACGUUCGAGCUGGAGCGACGCUUCAAACAAGCCCGCUACCUGUCCGCCCCCGAGCGGGAACAUCUGGCGAGCAUGAUAAACCUCACGCCCACGCAGGUUAAGAUUUGGUUCCAAAACCAUCGCUACAAAACGAAGCGUGCGCAGACGGAGAAAAGCUCGUGCUAUGGCGCACCGCCACCGAACGUGCUCGGUGGUAGUCCGCCGAAGAAGAUCAAUCCUCCGGUGCUGGUGCGGGACGGCAAACCCUGCCCGGAGGUGCUACAGCAUACGCAUCACCAUACGCAACAACAGCAGCAACUAGCGCACCAGCAGCAACAACAAGGACAUCCCCAUGCGCAUCAACACGCGGCGGCGUCGGCGGCAGCACAUUUUCAUCACACACCGUUCCACGGGGUACACAGUUCGGGGUUGCAGACACCGGGCAGUGGUGGAAUGCUUACCGGUGGUCACGGUUCCCCGCCGCGCAUGUGGUGACGCCGGUGAGCCUAUUCGAGGGGCCGGGACAGUUCCGAAAUCGAAUUUUUCGAAUAAAGAGUGCAAUUUUAUUUAAUUAGUUAAAGAAAAA
Molecule: messenger RNA, 2003 nt
Organism: Anopheles gambiae (African malaria mosquito)
Lineage: Eukaryota; Metazoa; Arthropoda; Insecta; Diptera; Culicidae
Product: homeobox protein vnd
Exons: 3
Coding region: 389-1912 (507 amino acids)
Biological process (GO): regulation of transcription by RNA polymerase II; cell differentiation
Cellular component (GO): nucleus
Molecular function (GO): RNA polymerase II cis-regulatory region sequence-specific DNA binding; DNA-binding transcription factor activity, RNA polymerase II-specific
Source: RefSeq, a predicted model, not a curated record